CACCCUAGGAUGCCCUCUGUGAAGGCCUGGGAUCGGGCCAUGGCCCCCAGGGCCCGCUGCUCCCCAGCAGCCGUGCGGCGGUGUCUGCCCAUCCUGGCCUGGCUGCCCAGCUACUCUGCGCGGUGGCUGAGGAUGGACCUCAUCGCCGGGCUCUCCGUGGGGCUCACGGUCAUCCCCCAGGCGCUGGCCUAUGCCGAAGUGGCCGGACUCCCGCCCCAGUACGGCCUCUACUCUGCCUUCAUGGGAUGCUUCGUGUACCUCUUCCUGGGCACCUCCCGUGAUGUGACUCUGGGCCCCACGGCCAUCAUGUCCCUGCUGGUGUCCUUCUAUACCGUCCACGAGCCCGCCUACGCCGUGCUGCUGGCCUUCCUGUCCGGCUGCAUCCAGCUGGCCAUGGGCUUCCUGCGACUGGGGUUUCUGCUCGACUUCAUCUCCUGCCCGGUCAUUAAAGGCUUCACCUCUGCUGCUGCUGUCACCAUUGGCUUCGGGCAGGUUAAGAACCUUCUGGGACUACAGAACAUCCCCAGGCAGUUUCUCCUGCAGGUGUAUCACAUCUUCCUCAGCAUUGGAGACACCAGGGUGGGCGACGCCGUCCUGGGUCUGGUGUGCAUGGUGCUGCUGCUCCUGCUGAAGCUGAUGCGGGACCACACACCUCCCGUCCACCCCGAGAUGCCCCUCGGGGCGCGGCUCAGCCACGGGCUGGUGUGGACGGCCACCACAGCCCGCAAUGCCCUGGUGGUCUCCUUCGCGGCUCUGGUGGCAUACGCCUUCGAGGAGACGGGAUCCCAGCCUUUCACGCUAACUGGAGCCAUAGCCGGGGGCCUCCCUCCCGUGCGGAUCCCUCCUUUCUCCGUGACUACAGCCAACAGGACAGUCUCUUUCACCCAGAUGGUGCAGGACAUGGGGGCUGGGCUGGCUGUGGUGCCCCUCAUGGGCCUCCUGGAGAGCCUUGCUGUGGCCAAAGCCUUUGGUCUCACCAACACGCUGGGCUCCCUCGUCUCGUCCUACCCCGUCACAGGCAGCUUUGGGCGGACAGCCGUGAACGCGCAGUCGGGAGUGUGCACCCCAGCAGGGGGGCUGGUGACUGGUGUGCUGGUGCUGCUCUCCCUGAGCUACCUGACGUCACUGUUCUCCUUCAUCCCCAAGUCUGCCCUGGCCGCCGUCAUCAUCACGGCCGUGGCCCCGCUCUUCGACACCAAGAUCUUCAGGACACUUUGGCGCGUUAAGAGGCUGGACCUGCUGCCCCUCGGCGUGACCUUCCUGCUGAGCUUCUGGGAAGUCCAGUACGGCAUCCUGGCCGGCGCGCUGGUGUCCCUGCUGAUGCUCCUGCACUCCGCAGCCAGGCCCGAGACCCAGGUGCGUGAGGGGCCGGUGCUGGUCCUGCAGCCGGCCAGCGGGUUGCACUUCCCCGCGGUUGAGGCCCUGCGCGAGGCCAUCGCGAGGCCGGCUCUGGAAGUGUGUCCCCCUCGCAGCGCGAUCCUGGCGUGCAGCCACGUCUGCAGCGUCGACUACACCGUGGUGCUGGGGCUGGGCCAGCUCCUGGAGGACUUCCACAAGCACGGCGUGCGCCUGGUGUUUGUCGGCCUGCGGGUGCCCGUGCUCCGCGCCCUGCUGGCCGCUGACCUGAAGGGCUUCCAGUGCUUCUCCACCCUGGAGGAGGCAGAGAAAUACCUGAUGCAGGACCUGGGACUGGAGCCCUAUGACAUCUGCGAGGACUCAGACCCGGACCCCGAGCGCACCGCCACCGAGCACACCGCCACCCUGCUGCAGGCCUAGUUGGGCCUUCGAGGGGCAGCUGGUGUGGGAGGAGCCUCCACAAAGUUCCGUCCCUGUGGUCUGGUGCCAGACACUGCCCCGCGGGACACACACUGGGGAAAAGAUGCUCAGAGGACCCUGGGAGGCACAGGGCCGUGCAGGGGCCCCGCUAUGCCUCUGGUGUCCUUGGGGCAGAUUACAGUCACCUCCCUGCUGCCGGCUGCACGGUUCUUCCAGGGAAGUAGCACCUCCCAGAGGAGGCGGGCAGCAGGGUACGGGAAGGAAGAGGGGGCCCCCCGGCCCCAGCGCCCCCCCCCCCAUCCCCAGCUCUGGAAGAGCAGAGGAGGCAGGCGCCGUAGACAUGCCUGCGGGGUAUUCUGAGUUGGGACAGGAGAGAAAACC
Messenger RNA from Dipodomys ordii (Ord's kangaroo rat), 2157 nucleotides. RefSeq names its product solute carrier family 26 (anion exchanger), member 11 (gene Slc26a11). Lineage: Eukaryota; Metazoa; Chordata; Mammalia; Rodentia; Heteromyidae. Gene Ontology annotation, biological process: transmembrane transport. Bases 10 to 1776 code for a protein of 588 amino acids. The transcript is spliced from 15 exons. The record is from RefSeq and is a predicted model, not a curated record. Gene Ontology annotation, molecular function: secondary active sulfate transmembrane transporter activity. Gene Ontology annotation, cellular component: membrane.